Molecule: messenger RNA, 1746 nt
Organism: Triticum aestivum (bread wheat)
Lineage: Eukaryota; Viridiplantae; Streptophyta; Magnoliopsida; Poales; Poaceae
Exons: 3
Coding region: 130-885 (251 amino acids)
Cellular component (GO): NSL complex
Source: RefSeq, a predicted model, not a curated record
CACCCAGCCUCCAUGCGGCUCGACUCUACUUCCCCAUCUUCCGUCGGCCCGAGCCAUCCGGUCCUCCCUUCCUGCCCCUAGCCGAACUCCUCCGCUUUCCCCCAAAUCCGGCGAGAAUCUCGGCACGCCAUGACCUCCUCUUACCGGCCGGCCGCCACGAUGAGCCCGGAGGCGACGGCGCCAGUACCCAAGGUGGAGGCCGAGGCGGCGGCGACGGCGGCCCGAAACCCUAGCUCCCCCAGCGGCCCGCCGUCGCCGGAGAUGGAGGCCACGGCGGAGGCGCUCACGCGGGAGGAGGUGCUACGCCGGAGGCGCCGACGCACGGCGCGGCUCGUUGGUGUGUACCGCCGGCUGUACUGGGCGAUGGCAGAGGAGGUGCGCGCGCGGCACCGCCAGUACGUCUGGGAGCUCGGCCGCAGUCCGCUCGAGGCCGAGCAGCCCCCGUCGGCCGCGUGCUCGGAGGCGAAGCCUGGGCCGGCGGCGGUGCCGAGGAGGAAGAAGUGUGGGUUCACGGGCUGCAAGGUGCGGGCGAUGCCGAUGGCCAAGUACUGCCACUCCCACAUCCUCUCCGAUCCCAAUCAGGCCCUGUACAAGGGAUGCGGUCAAAUCAUCAAGAGUGGUGCACAGAUUGGGCAAAUUACUUGCAGCAGGCCCAUCCUAAAAGCUUCAGUUCCCUCCCUCUGCAAUGUUCAUUUGCAAAGAUCUCAGAAGAACAUAUCACAGGCUUAUAAGAAAGUUGGCUUUAAUCCACCCCCUAUUGGCCAGAUCUCCCCAGAUUUUAGUGUCUUAGUUGCCGAAUGUGUCCGUCAGAUCCAGGCCAGGAGGAGAGAAUCCCGAAGUGUUGUAGCAGGGAAGAAAUGCCCCAAAGAUGGGAAAGUUGGCUGAGCUAUACCCUGAGAUCUCAUUUGUUACAUAAACUGUAGGAAAAUGUCAGGCAUCCUGAGGUUUACCGAGUGUUGAUAACUAACCCUGCGGGUUACUGCACUCUUCCUUGAAAGAUAUGGAAUAUUGAAAAUAUAUGUGGCGUGCAGCUGUGCAUGACUGGAUGACAACAUGACCCUGAUGGUUGUCAGUUACAGCAAAUUUCAUAUGAAGAGUUUAUCCAACGAGCUAGUGGUGGAGUGUCAAGUAUCAAGGUUGAGGGUUCGCAAAAUGCACACAUGUCAGGAGAGCAUUUAUGUAUCAAAAUGCUUCUGACGACUUCCUGAACAUGCUGCAGGAUUGCCAUGGUUAAUUUUAUUCAUCUUCUGAUGGUAAUUUAUCCUAAAUGAAGGCCUGAGUUAGAUUUACUGGGUCGGUUCAUUGCCAACUGCCGAUUUUGAAGAACAUGAUGAAAUCUUCACCUUGUUUACGGCACAUACUUCUUCAGAAAGGAUUGAGAUUGUUGCUUUGUGCCAAGGAUGCUAUGGAGACAGUGGUUUUGUGCCAAUCCUGAAGGAGCCAUUCAAAUAAGGUACUAUGAGGAGGGAAUAGCAUGUACAUGUUGAUGUUUAUGACAUGGAUGAGGAGAGGGCAUGUACAUGUUGAUGUUUAUUUUUGCCUGAUUUAGUUGGAAUGGUUGCAUUGUACGGAAGAUGUCCACAGAGGACCCUGCAAGCAGUAUGAGAUGUUGCUGCAUUGCUGAUAUUGAUGCAAGGGAGGAGCCAUACAUACAAAGGAUAGUUGCCUGGUACUGCAAUCAAAUUUAGCAUCUUUGUUGCAUGAAUAGUUACUUAUGAAUUAAUGGAUGUUGUGGUACCAGCAACA